CUACCAAAGAUGCAUUUUUCUAGGUUUUUUUUAUCUUGUUCGUCCCUCAUGUCACACUGCCGCCCUCGGCAGGGUAUACUUUUGUAAAAAUUUUCGCCGGUACAAUAUUUCUAUAAAUAUUAAAAAUAAAAAAUUUAAAAAUGGAAAAAAAUUCCAACUUCACCGUAGUUUCUUGACGGUGACACCGAGAGUAACUGACAGAUCGACGGUGUCACGUUCGAACGGUGCCAAACGUUGCAGGUUAAACGAACACAAACGCCGUGGAUAUGGAUUUGGAUCCCCGGUAGCGAAUCGCCGAAUCGGGGAGUCGAAACGACGGACGAAGAAGUUGGGAGUUGCCGUCGCGGAAUCUCCUCUCGUGCAGCGGGGCGCAUCAGAAUUCCGAACUGGCACCACGCCACCACCAAGGCCUCGCCUUCUCCAAUCCCAACUGCCACUUGCUUUGAGAUGCUGGCUGCUGCUUCUAGAAUCCACAAAGCCAACCAACCAGGCGCAGCGACGGACGGAGGAAGGGGGCGGUGCCGGUCGCGCUCCGCCCGGCCCCCCAAACCCAACAGCAAAACCCCCGAAAUUCCCCGGCUUUCCCCUCAAAUCCCCAAACACCCCACACCGCCGCGACGUCGCCAUCGCCCAUCGCUUCCCAGUUCUCACAGUUUCAGCGCGAGUCGUCGCCGUCGUCGAUGACCAGAAACGGUUACUACUGCCUCGCUUCUACUACUGCCGAGCAGUUACUCCUCCUCCCCAUCCUCUUCUUCUCCUCCAAGUCAUCCCCUCCGCUUCCGGCCUCCUCCCCGCGAUCCGCUCGCGGCUGAUCCCUCGCUCCGGUGCGGUGCGGUGCGGUCCCCGCUGCUGCUGAUCUCCGGCGGGGCGGGGCGGGGAGCGAUGUCGUCGUCGGAGGGGGAGAGCGCGAACCCUAGCCCCUGCCCCGCGGGGCCUGCGGCGGCGGCGGCGGUGGCUGGGGCGGCGGGGGUGGGGGUGGGGGCGGCGGCGUGGCCGAGGCGGCGGUGCCGGGACGUGUUCUGGCUGGUGGUGUUCCUGCUCCACCUGCUCGUCUUCGGCGGGGCGCUCGCGCUGACGGGGCUCAACCGCUUCGGCCAGGCGGACCGCUUCAACAUCGACCGCUUCACCAACCUCACCGCCGCGCCUCGCUUCGCCGGGUCGCCGGAGCCCGCUCGGGAGGCGCCCCCGCCGCCGUCGCUCGAGGCCGAGGAGGUCACCCCCAAGUCCGAGCUCACGGAGUCGUACUGGCCCUACUACGGCGCCGCGGGGGCCGUGGGGACCGCCCUCGCGUGGGCGUGGCUGGCGGCGGCCGCGGGGAAGAAGGACGGGGGGAGGGUGGUCAUGAGGGCCGCCGUGCACAGCCUCACCGCCUACCUCGCGGUGGUCAGCGUGCUCUGCUUCUGGGGGAAGCACUUCUUCUGGGGCGUGGCGUUCGCCGUCGGCGGAGCGCUGCACUUCCUCUACGUCAUGUCAGUUCUUGAUAGGUUCCCCUUCACAAUGCUUGUAUUGCAGAAGGCAGUAAGAAUGGUAUGGGAACUUCCUGAUGUGAUGAGGAUAGCAUAUGCAUUUGUGUUAGUCAUGCUUUGUUGGAUGGCAUUAUGGUCCUUUGGAGUGUCUGGCAUUCUUGCUUUUCACAUACCUAAUGGAGGGCAAUGGUGGGCUCUUUUGAUUUUCUCAGUCAGUUUAUUUUGGACUGGAGCUGUCCUUAGUAACACAGUCCAUGUCAUAGUAUCAGGGAUGGUUUUUCUUGUUCUCAUUCAUGGUGGUCAAGCUGCUGCAUCGAUGCCCCCAAAACCACUUCUAAAAUCACUUCAGUACGCUGUAACAACUUCAUUUGGGAGCAUUUGCUAUGGAUCACUUUUUACGGCUGCUAUUAGGACUUUACGUUGGGAGAUUCGAGGAAUUCGUUCUAAAAUAGGCAACAAUGAGUGUUUGCUGUGCUGUGUUGACUUUUUGUUUCAUAUCGUGGAAACUCUUGUUCGCUUCUUCAACAAAUAUGCAUAUGUACAGAUAGCUAUCAAUGGCCAGAGUUUCAAUCGCUCAGCUAGGGAUGCUUGGGAGUUGUUCCAAUCAACUGGCGUUGAAGCACUUGUUGCUUAUGACUGUUCAGGUGCUGUCCUUCUGAUGAGCACCAUUUUAGGUGGGUUAAUUACAGGAACAUGUACGGGUGUUUGGACAUAUUUUAAACAAAGUGAUAAAGCUAUUAUGGUUGGCUCAACCUCUAUGCUGAUGGGCAUGAUACUGGUUGGGGUAACUGUUGUAGUUGUCGAAAGUGCAGUUACAUCGAUAUACAUAUGCUAUGCUGAGGAUCCCCGUUUAAUUCAGAGAUGGGAUCCUGAUUUUUUUGAUCAAAUGUCAGAAGCACUACACCAGCGACUGCAAUACCGAAGUGCGCGAGCUCACCAAAUACUGAACAGCCGGCUUGAUCAGUUGCCAAAUACCUCGAGUAUUUGAAUUGCAUGUUAAAUAUUUGACCAUUUUUGUCGGUCCAUCGAAAGUGCUGCUGCAAUUUCCAGAACAAAAAAGUUCUGGAACUUCCUGCGGUCUAAAUAUUGAUCUACGGAACCUUUCAGCCUCUGAAAUAUAGAAGAAUGAAGUGCCCCAGCAAUCAUGGUGGCCUUCAAAACAACACGAUGUUGCCAAUCAAGCAGCCAUAUGUUCAUAGUUGGGUAGAACUGCAAUGCUGGCCUUUCUUUGAUCUGUAUGUAUGCAGCUUUGUAGGGAAAACAGUAAAGAAAAUCUUAGUCCAGUUGUUGACUUAGGUCUUUUGUAACUGACUGAGCCUGCUGCCAGCCUCGUGAAUGGAAACAUUUCUUCAUGUCAAUUCUUCAGUCUGCAAGAAUUACAGGUACAGUUUCGUUGUCAUGAACUAA
Oryza sativa Japonica Group (Japanese rice) is the source of this 2873-nucleotide messenger RNA. RefSeq lists its product as uncharacterized. Gene Ontology annotation, molecular function: transmembrane transporter activity. Lineage: Eukaryota; Viridiplantae; Streptophyta; Magnoliopsida; Poales; Poaceae. The record is from RefSeq and is a predicted model, not a curated record. Gene Ontology annotation, biological process: transmembrane transport.